Glycine soja is the source of this 1277-nucleotide messenger RNA. RefSeq lists its product as uncharacterized. Gene Ontology annotation, cellular component: cytoplasm. Gene Ontology annotation, biological process: biosynthetic process. Bases 101 to 1006 code for a protein of 301 amino acids. The transcript is spliced from 6 exons. Lineage: Eukaryota; Viridiplantae; Streptophyta; Magnoliopsida; Fabales; Fabaceae. Gene Ontology annotation, molecular function: isomerase activity. The record is from RefSeq and is a predicted model, not a curated record.
ACAUUAUUUAUAAAGCGAUAAAAAUCCAAAUGAAACACGUUAGGUUGGUGGCGGUGAGUUGGAGCUUUGACCAGUUUGAGCACACGAGAAUUCAGUGGGCAUGUCAAUGGCAAAAAAACCUGUGAAAUACUCUCUGGUUGACGCGUUUACUGAGUCAGUGUUCAAAGGAAACCCUGCAGCAGUGUGUUUCUUAGAAGAGAAGAGGGACAAAAAGUGGUUGCAAGGAGUAGCUGCAGAGUUCAAUCUAUCUGUGACAUGUUACUUAACUCGCAUCACCGAGUCCCAUGGAACAACCUCUUAUCCUCGUUUUGAUCUCAGAUGGUUCACUCCUGUUAGUGAGAUUAACCUUUGUGGACAUGCGACCUUAGCUGCUGCGCACACAAUAUUUUCAUCUGGUUUGGUGGACACCGAUGUUGUCGAAUUUGUGGCUAUAUCUGGAAUAUUAACUGCCAAAAAGAUCCCAGCGAUCAAUAUCACUAGUGCCUCAGACUUGCAAAAGGGUGAAGCUCAGGAUGGGUUUUAUGUUGAAUUGAAUUUCCCUGCUGAUCCUGUUGUAGAAUUCAAUUUUGAUGAGACUUCACAAAUUUCUGGGGCAUUGAACGGUGCUUCCAUAAUUGAUAUAAAGAGGACACAAGAUGGAGGCGACUUAGUUGUUGUGGUCACUUCCGGAAGAGUUGUCGAGGAACUACAACCACAACUUGAUGCAAUAGUUAAAUGUCCUGGAAGGGGGUUAAUUGUUACGGGGAUUGCUCCUCCAGGCUCAGAAUUUGACUUCUGUAGUCGAUUCUUCUGCCCAAAACUUGGAGUCAAUGAGGAUCCUGUUUGUGGGGGUGCACAUUGUGCAUUGGCACCCUACUGGAGCAAGAAGCUAGGGAAGUGUGAUUUCAAAGCUUAUCAGGCAUCAGCCAGAGGGGGAGUUCUCAAUGUUCAUCUUGAUGAGCAGAACCAAAGGGUGCUUUUGCGUGGGAAGGCUGUUAAAGUGAUGGAAGGGUGUGUUCUGGUCUAGUCCUGUUCUUAGCAUUGCAGAUUAUAUUAUUGCAUCAAAGUAUGUUUCAGAUGACUAGAAUUGUAACUGAAAUUCUGAAGUGUUACGACACUUUAUUUUAUCACAUAAAAUAGGCAACCUCCGAGCAUUAUGUGUUUCAGUGUUUGAUGUCCACAAACAUGGUAUAAUAAUAAUACUUGUUGAUUUGAAUAAGAUGGUCAGGUCAGUGCUUUAGUUUGCAGGCCCUGCGUCUGGUCUCAUCAGUUCAAAUCAAUGCCAAAUUGGGAGAAAA